Messenger RNA from Quercus robur (English oak), 582 nucleotides. Its product is annotated as disease resistance protein RPV1-like. Lineage: Eukaryota; Viridiplantae; Streptophyta; Magnoliopsida; Fagales; Fagaceae. Bases 1 to 582 code for a protein of 193 amino acids. The transcript has a single exon. Gene Ontology annotation, biological process: signal transduction. The record is from RefSeq and is a predicted model, not a curated record.
AUGGCUUGUUACUUUGCUCCACCCGUAUUGGUCCUUGCUCCUUUUCUCUUCUUGAGUUUAGGCAGCGCACUGCUCUUACCUCAGUUAGGUCUCUGUGUUGCAACCAUGGCUCAUUCUGUGGGCCAAGAAAACUUUGCUCCAUCCUUAUCAACCCCAAUAUUGACAUAUGAAAAUGAGGUCUUCAUUAGUUUUCAUGCAGAAGAUACCCGCACAAGAUUUACCGGCCAUCUCUUUGCUGCUUUAGAACGUAAAAGGAUUCGUGUGUAUAGAGGGGAAUUUAUUCAGGCCGAACUGAUGAAGGCAAUCGAUACAUCAAGGAUUGUAGUUGUGGUGUUCUCAAAAAACUAUGCUACUUCCAAUAGGUGCCUGGAUGAGCUGGUGAAGAGCAUGGAAUGCAAAAGGGUGUUAAAUCAAACGGUGCUGCCUAUUUUUUAUGAUGUGUUUCCAUCCCAGGUGCGAAAACAUAAGGGGAAUCUUGCGGAAGCAAUCCUGAAUGGCCCUGAAGACAAGGUAAACAUUUGGAAGGCUACUUUGAAGGACGUUGCAAACUUAGCAGGCUUGCAUUUGAAACCAUAUCGAUAA